Sinocyclocheilus rhinocerous is the source of this 2720-nucleotide messenger RNA. RefSeq names its product protein FAM35A-like. The coding region runs from base 276 to 2627 and encodes 783 amino acids. The transcript is spliced from 10 exons. Gene Ontology annotation, biological process: regulation of double-strand break repair via homologous recombination. Gene Ontology annotation, cellular component: site of double-strand break; nucleus. NCBI's taxonomy places the organism in Eukaryota, Metazoa, Chordata, Actinopteri, Cypriniformes, Cyprinidae. The record is from RefSeq and is a predicted model, not a curated record.
AUAAUUGGAACAGUCGCGGAGUGUCGCUGCUGCGCAACCGCGACGCAGGAUUUUUUCCAAAUUCAUGGCACGCGAGGCCUAUUUAUCACUCUCUGACAAAUUACAAAGCUAAUGCGUGUAAAUUAAUGUGUUGGACACACGCAGAAUCACGUCAUAAUGCAAAACAUCUGAAGAUGCUUCGACAGAUGGCCACUUUAAUCUAUCUGCAAAUAUAGUACAAGCCCUGGCAAUCUUAUGACUGGGCCAAUAUCAGUGCAACUUCUAAGGACAGGAAAAUGGCACACAAACCAAAGAUUCAUGUCUUUUUGGGUGCCCCAUGUCCCCAAGCACUCGCUGAAGACGUGCAGGAGAGAGCAGCCCCACCCUGGAAGACAAUAGACCUCACUUGGUGUCAAGGCAGGUUGAUUCCCAAAGACACCAUUAGAGAAGCCCAAACAGAUGAGUGUGUUGCGAUGGUUAGUGGUAGAAUGCAAACUGCUGUUACCUCUGACAGAGUAUCUGAGAAUACAGAGGACAAAACGGAAACAUCACAGGAUGACGGCACUCCAUCGGGCAGCCAGUGCUUUCAGUCAAAGGCAGAGUCUGUUGAAGAAGAGGAAUUGUGUCCUGUAUUAGUGACAGAAUACCUAGAUAGUUGCUUCUGCUCGCAUAGUUUGAGUAGACAAGGCAGAGAUGGAAGGCCUACAUCACCUGUUUCCACAGAGACUGAGUAUCUGAGUACAUGGACAAAGUCCCAAGCCUUGCUUCUUCGAGGUAGAGUGGCCCAAUGUCCAACUUCUGACUUUCCUGAUGACUUUCUUCUUGGUUCUCCACACACCCCUCCCAUACAAACGCCCUCAUCAUCUAUAAGUUCCCCAGAAUUGUACAGUCCUGUGGUCAGCCCUGAAGAGAGGGGCUUGGGGGGAACCUUGCAAAGCUCAGGAGAGUGGCAUAAUGAGAGUCUAAGCCAAAGACAGCAGGAGAGAGGGGUGAUUCUGGAAAUCACAACUGACGGUAUCCUCUGCUCUCAGGGUAAUGCUAUGGCUGAAAAACCUGUGGGUCAUGAGGAAGUUGGGUUUAAUAUUGACUCACCAUCUACAAUUGCACAGACUUCACCUAGUCCCACUACUUCUAAAAGGAUGAAGUUGUCUCAGACUGUAAGUAAAACUAAAGAAACAAAGCAGAGGGCAAGAACAACUGCUGCCCCCCUCUGUGGCCCUACAACCCUGCUGGCCAGGUGUAAGACUCAUGGUGUACGAUACAACAUCUUGGUUGCUGUGAUGCAUCCAUGCCACUUAAAAGAAGUCAAAGUGAAAACUGGAGCUUCGGCUGGAACCAGUGUACCUUUAGCAACACUGAUUGUUACAGACCAAUCAGACGUGGAGAUGAAGAUGGUGUUAUGGAGGACAGCGGCUUUCUGGGCUCUGACAGUUUUUCCAGGAGAAAUUCUGCUCAUUACAGAAGUGACAGUGCACAUAGACAAGUGGAAAACUGAGACUGUCCUGCAGUCGUCCUUCACCAGUAAGCUGCUGAAUUUGGGACAGGUCACAAGGGAACGUAUUCCACCUGCCCCACAGAAUUUGAACUGUCAUACAUUGAGAACACUGUGCACUCAUCUGUGUGAGAAGCGCCCCCUCUUGGUGUCUCUGCCUCCUCAGAAGCCUCAGGAUUUGCACUCCAUCCCCUUCAUCCGCCUUGGAGCUUUACGUCCUGACACAUUGGUUCACGCUCUGCUUAGGGUUAAACACUGGAAGUUAAUCACAGCCUGGCGUGAUGAAGCAGAGGGGACAUCCAGAGUAGGAGGUGUACUAAAAGCCAUUUUGAAUGUGGAGCAAGGAGAUGGUCUCCAAGGUGCUGUCGUACUUUGGGGAGCUGCUCUCUCUUGGUUGCAGCGUUUGGAGAGGAACAAAGAUGCUGUGUGGGAGUUCAGGUUGCUGCUAGUCAGACAAGAUGUGACUUCAGGUUUGCUAGAGCUGCAUUCUACUCCAUGGAGCAGCUGUCAGCCUCUCUUUCCUGAUGACAAUCGAUGCAAGGAGUUUUACAACACUGUCCGCUCACAGAGGACUGCUAGCAGCUUUGAGAUUGAUCUCAGCACACUCCUGUCCCAGAAAUACUCCGGUGAUGUGGAUCUGAGAGUUAAAAUCACAGCGUUCCAGUUCCAGAGCAGUCCAUCCCAGGAGGCCUCGCAGGUAAUAAAUGGCAACACGCCCUUGGAGACGAUCUUGGACGUAGUCUCUGGUGACAUCAUAUUUGCUGGAUGUGGUCAGUGCUCUGCAGAACUGGAAACAGAUGAGAACAGCAUAUACAGACCCUGCUACCCAUGUCUGCCACACACAGGAGUGCGUCGCUACUAUAGGCCAGUUGUUUUAACUGUGCGAGCUGGAGAUGAUCAGAUCUGUGUGCAAGUUCCUCCUGCUCUAGUGCAGAGGAUCCUCCUGAACACUCCCCCAGAUAAGCUACAUAAGACCAUAGCCCCAGCAUCAGAGGUGAGGUUCAUCCAGGUAGUAGCUAACAGGAUUAGUUCCAUAUUGACCCCCAUGAAGAACACAUUUCUCCUGACUGUCCGAAGCCAUUUCCAGUGUGAUGACAACAGCAUUCCUGUCAUUCAAAACUUCUUAUUAUUAGACUUCAGCUCACUAGAGUCGUGAAGAAUAUUUGUGUAUAUUUAAGAUGAUGCCAUGUAUUUUUAUGGUCUAUGAUUAAACUGUCUUAAGGUCAUAUAUCAUGUCUAAUUUUCACAG